AUGGCGCGCGGGGAGAGAACGGGGACGAGCGCGAACGAUCGUCGGUCGACGCGCGCGGAAGAGAAUCACGCGCGAGCGGAGGUGAUCGUCGACGACGAUGGAAUCGUGCGAACACCGAGACCGCUGAGCGGGCGAGGUGGGCGGGUGGACGCGCGCGAGCGCGGACGACGGGCGUCGACCGCGUCGAGCGCGCCGGAGACGACGAUUGUGAGUGAGUGCGCGAGCGAGUGCGGUGGGGAGAGCGGUGUGGGACGGGUGGGUGAGGGUAGGCGCGCGGGCGACGGGCGGCGCGCGGGCGGAUUGAGAGAUGAAUCGGCGAAGACGCGAAGGGAGCACGCGUACGUCAGCGACACAGAUGCGCUCGAAACUGAGUGCGAGAACGCGAGAGAGAUUCAUGCAAAACGAGACGCGGCGUACGCAGCCAAGGUGAAGGAUGUUCGUGCGUCAAGAGCGCAGUUAUCGGAGUCAAGCGUGCAGACGUUGGAAACGCCACGGUUCGACGCGAGAUCGAUGACGACGACGACGAAGCGAGAGACGCGCGCAGUGCAGGCGGAUGAAUUGGUCGGAGAGAAAUGUGAUGGUAAUCUCGCAGAUGUGACGUCCGAGCGUUCGCUUCGCGUGCGUGUGGGAGUCGUUCGAACCAUCGAGGAUGCGCUUCGUGAACGUGAACGAUUAGAGUAUUGCUUGAAGUACAGAGGUUUGCGCCCUGCGAAAGACUCGAAUGAGCGAGAUUUGAUCGAGUUGAGUACGUUGAAAUGUACCGAGACUGCGGGCAUGAACGUGUCGUGCGUGAAGUGCAAUCCGAUGAGAGGGGAUUUAGUGUGCGUCGCGUACGGCGAUUUUAGUUUCGCCGGCGCGAAUUCGUGCGAUGUGAAGGAGAAGGGUGCGCUCGCAUUUUGGUCGCUUCGUUCGGAGGCUCCGAUUUACGUCGCGAAAUUUGCGAGCGGGGUUAUGUCCGUGGAUUGGUCGAGAGAAAGUCCAAGCUUACUCGCUGUUGGAUUCUAUGAUGGGGAAGUAAUCGUGUUGGACGUGGGACAAUUACGCCCUGACGAUUAUCGAGACGCCGCGACGUCCACGUCAUUCACCUCGACGUACCGCGGUCAAAUGAUGUCAAAUGAGCACCGCCACAACGAUCCAGUUUGGGCUGUUAAAUGGAUCGAAGUGCGAGACUCUGAUGAAUUCGAGUGUGACGAGAGUGAGAGCACGACGAGCGUGUUAAUGUCCGCCUCGACUGAUGGCAAAGUCCUUCGAUGGGAUUUGCAUAACGGUCUGCACGCAUCGGAAGCUCUCGCCGUGCGAUGGUCACCACCGGGCAACGAAAGCGGGUUAUCCAAGGACACAUCUGCGAUCGACGGUGUCGACGUCGCACGUCUCGCGGGAGUGACCUGCUUUGAUUUCGCCGCCGAUGCCAAGUAUUUCGUUGUCGGCACAGAGGAGGGGAAAGUCCACCAGUGCUCGCUGGACUUCUCAGACCAGUACGUGUCGUCGUACGCCUCGCACAUCGGACCGGUGUACGCGAUCAAGUACAAUCCGUAUCACGAACGAAUUUUCAUCACGUGUUCGGCCGACUGGACGCUCCGUGUGUUUAUGGACGACGCAGCGCAUCAAAACAAUGACUUCACUUUGAUCGACGAAUCGUCGUCCCGCCUCAAGCUAUCGAAUAUCAUCCAACCUCGAUUCGUGAUUGAAUACGGAGAGCAGCCAAUUAAUGCUGUCGCGUGGAGCCCGUGGUGCGCCACUGAGUUUGCGGCAGUUACGGAUGCCGGCACAAUUGAAAUUUGGGACUUGGCGUCCUCCACCGUCGUGCCAAAACACGAAGUCCGAAUCACGCCCGACCGCACGGCUGCGGUGAGCGUGACGUACGCCCACGAUGCACCGGUGAUGUACGUUGGCUGUGCCACGGGAUCUACUCGAGUCUUCCGAAUCAACUGGCGAGACCCAACGGAGGAAGUCGAAGCGCGAGAGAUCCAACGUGCGACGCUAGAGAACAUCAUGAACGAGAAAUCUCACAAACACUAA
This is a messenger RNA of Ostreococcus tauri, 2019 nucleotides long. Its product is annotated as WD40 repeat. Bases 1 to 2019 code for a protein of 672 amino acids. The transcript has a single exon. Lineage: Eukaryota; Viridiplantae; Chlorophyta; Mamiellophyceae; Mamiellales; Bathycoccaceae. Gene Ontology annotation, biological process: cilium movement. Gene Ontology annotation, molecular function: dynein heavy chain binding; dynein light chain binding. Gene Ontology annotation, cellular component: axonemal dynein complex. The record is from RefSeq and is a predicted model, not a curated record.